Molecule: messenger RNA, 831 nt
Organism: Fusarium vanettenii 77-13-4
Lineage: Eukaryota; Fungi; Ascomycota; Sordariomycetes; Hypocreales; Nectriaceae
Exons: 3
Coding region: 1-831 (276 amino acids)
Cellular component (GO): cytoplasm
Molecular function (GO): aldehyde-lyase activity
Source: RefSeq, a predicted model, not a curated record
AUGCUCGCCUGUCAGAACACCCUCAGGACAAGGUUCGCUGCAGGGCAGCUUUGCAAGGCCUUUGGUGUGAGACUGGUCACGAACCCACAAGUCGUCCAAUUAGCCAAGAAUGCAGGUUUCGAUAGUCUCUUUAUCGACCUGGAGCACUCGAGUCUUUCGGUAGACGAUGCGAGCAAGCUGAGCUGCGCUGGACUUUCACUUGGGGUUACACCCUUUGUCCGUGUACCGCAUCAAUGCGGUAAUGGGCUCAUUCAGAAGGUGUUGGAUGGAGGUGCCAUGGGUGUUAUCUUCCCUCAUGUGCAAAGCGCCGAGGAAGCCAAAGCGGCUGUAGCCAUCUCAAAAUACCCGCCGAUGGGCUGCCGGUCAAUGACAGGACAGCUACCCGUCUUCUCUCUCAAGACUUUCCCCCAGCAACAAGUCAUCCGCGAGAGCAACACAUCAGCAUCUACAGUCUUCGUCAUGAUAGAAAACGAGACAGCCAUCGAAAAGAUCGACGAGAUCGCUUCCGUGGAAGGAGUAGAUGUUCUCCUCAUCGGCUCCAACGACCUGGCCAUCGAGCUAGGCGUGCCAGGAGAGUUCCGCAGCGACAGAUUCAAGGGAGCACUGAGACAAGUGAGCGCAGCCUGUAAGAAGCACGGCAAAGUCAUGGGUCUUGCUGGAAUCUACGACCAGCCUGAUAUCCAUGACUGGGCCAUUCACUCUCUGGGUGUGCGGUUCAUGCUUUGCCAGCAAGAUUCUGGGUUGAUCGCUGGUGGAGCAACAAAGUGUUUGGCGGCAGUUGCAAAUGUCGAGAAUGCUCAUGUGACAAACCGGGAUAGUAAGCUAGCUUAG